AUGGGCUGGCGGCUGCUGCCCGCCGUCCUGCUCGCCCUGGCUCUGGGCGCCGCCGCGUGGGCGCAGAACGACACGGAGCCCAUCGUGCUGGAGGGCAAGUGCCUGGUGGUCUGCGACUCCAACCCGGCCACCGACGCCAAGGGCUCGUCCUCGUCCCCGCUGGGCAUCUCCGUGCGCGCCGCCAACUCCAAGGUCGCCUUCUCGGCCGUGCGGAGCACCAACCACGAGCCCUCCGAGAUGAGCAACAAGACGCGCAUCAUCUACUUCGACCAGAUCCUAGUAAAUGUGGGCAAUUUUUUCACGUUGGAGUCUGUCUUUGUAGCACCAAGAAAAGGAAUUUACAGUUUCAAUUUCCACGUAAUUAAAGUCUAUCAGAGUCAAACAAUUCAGGUUAAUUUGAUGCUGAAUGGAAAGCCAGUCAUUUCUGCUUUUGCUGGGGACAAGGAUGUCACACGUGAAGCUGCCACUAAUGGAGUCCUGCUCUAUCUGGACAAGGAGGAUAAGGUUUACCUGAAACUGGAGAAAGGUAAUCUGGUCGGUGGAUGGCAGUAUUCUACGUUUUCUGGCUUUCUGGUCUUCCCCCUGUAAAGUCAAUUUUCCUGUGACAUUCAUCCAGGUGUGGACUCACCAUUGCCUCUGUUACACGAAGAUCAUUUUAUCAUCAUGGGAUUGAUGUUUCUUUAUUGGUUUUUCAUGGAUUCUCCCUGUGGAUUUUGGCCCCAUUUGAACUACUCAGAAGUUUCACAGAAUUUUGUGUGUUUAAAUACAAUAUGUUUGGACUGAGACUAAAGCAGACAAUAAAUAUUUAUGCUUAACAUUACAGUCUAAAGCUGCCUGCAAGAUUUAUUCCAAUCACAUUUUCUGGACUUACUGGAUUCAUGAGAGAAGUGGAUUUUCUUUAAUUAUGAAAAAAAACUGGCAACCAGGUCUUUAAUUUAGGAGAGUUUGAGUUCAGACUUCAAUCAAGAGUUAGUGUGUUGCUGCCAAAGAACUGUAUAUUGAUAUAUUGGUCAUACAUGUUUUUGUCACUGGGACUUUACUGCCAUGAUCUAUUCCAUUGUCUUGAGAGAGGUAAUUAUUAUUGAUAAGUGGUUGACUUUAAUUCUCCUCUGAGUGUUGUGUGUUGGAUGGUUCACCCAGACAUUUAAGCUCUGUCUCUGCUCCCAUCAAGUGUAGCCCACAUAAACUAAAGGGUCAUGGAUGUAUUUUAGUCGGAUAUGAAAGAUAUUCCUCUUUUCCACCUGCUGAUUUCUAAAAAGAAUAGCAGAUUAUAACCAUUAAGACAAAACUUACCCAGGGUUAAAGGUGAUCAUUCAGGCACAGCUUUGCAAAACAGCUUUGCCCUGCAGGAAGUCUCACACUUAUUCUUCAAUUUUAAUUAACAUGAACGAUAAAAACUGCUUUAUUAAAAUCCUAAGGGAUUCCUUCCUUAGCCACAACCACUUUGUUAGCUGGAGAUGAGAUCCCCCUUGUUUGUAUUUAUGUGUAUUUUUCAAACUUUCUGUUGUGUUAAAUCUGAUUUUGCCUUAACUUCACAACUGUAUAUAAUUUUAGGUCAUAUAUUUAACAAAUGUUAAAUCCAAAUAGCUGGUACCUAACUUGGUACAAAAGCUUUUCAGCUUUUUGUACAGGUCAUGUGAAUUCAUAAAGUUAUUUAUUAUAUCACUGUUACAUAAUAAAGAUUAAUAUAUGUUAGCUUAAUUUUUGACUUUUGGAUUUUGGAAGUUGCUUCAUGCUAUUUUUUUAUUGGAUAUAAUUAUUAUAUGCAAAAUGUAAGCUUUUGGGAUUCACAGAAACUACCCCAGGAGGCAGGAAAACUGCCAUAAGUUAGUCUGGCAGAAUCCUAGAGGUAAUCAGAAGGAUCUAAAAAUAACCUAUGCAUUUUAUUUAAAAAACAAAAAGAUUUAGGCAGAAAUCCUGGCCUCACUGAAGUUACUGUUAAGAAUCACAUUGAUUCCAAAGGGUUUUGGAUGAAACCUGUUGCUUUAGGUUUUUACCAUCAGCAUGAAACUCCAGUGCCAUCAAAUUGAAUAUUAAAUAAAAUGAUUUUCACAGGAGCUGCUAAUGAAACCUUCAUCCCUCGUGCCCAAAAUAGACACUGAAUUGAUGGAUCUUUGUGCCUUGCAUAUCAUGAAGGAUAUGGUUCUAAAUUAAAAAAUACUGUGUACUUGAAAAUGUUUCUGGAUGGAAGGACCUGCAGCAACUGGGACCUUCCCUGAGAGCCAGUUUAGGCUGGAAUUUGCUGCUUUAGAUGACCUGGUUCCAAUUUGUUCACUUGUUAGUCAAGUGCAGUGCCAUGUUGCUCCAGCUGCUGUAAAUGGAUAUUUCAUUGAUUUAAAGUCAGUUGGUUGGUUGAUGCUCCUGA
This is a messenger RNA of Manacus vitellinus (golden-collared manakin), 2365 nucleotides long. It is a transcript of the gene CBLN4, whose product is annotated as cerebellin 4 precursor. The record is from RefSeq and is a predicted model, not a curated record. Gene Ontology annotation, molecular function: protein binding. Lineage: Eukaryota; Metazoa; Chordata; Aves; Passeriformes; Pipridae.